Molecule: messenger RNA, 4126 nt
Organism: Lineus longissimus
Lineage: Eukaryota; Metazoa; Nemertea; Pilidiophora; Heteronemertea; Lineidae
Product: RNA-binding protein RO60-like
Exons: 7
Coding region: 384-1991 (535 amino acids)
Cellular component (GO): ribonucleoprotein complex
Molecular function (GO): RNA binding
Source: RefSeq, a predicted model, not a curated record
UGUUUUGAUGACGUCACGGCAGGUGCGCAAGAUGAGUAGAGACAGUCGAAAAUGCUUGUAAUAUUAUCUCUUUUUGUGCAUUAAGUUCAUGUUGCCUUCUAACAUUCUUAGUUGCAAAAGUUGCUGGCAAUUGUCUCAUUACAAUAGAAAUCAACAGAUUGAAAGUCACCCUCGUAUUUCGUGGAUAAUUUGUAUGAUUUCUCCUGAGGAACCCAGCCCAUUUUGCACUGACUUCAGCUAGACUAGUAUAUAGUUACACAGCCAGCCAGUGCAGUCAGACAGUGAUUUUUUCUUGUUUCUCACUUCAACCGUGCCGUGGUGCUGCUGGGCUUACUCACUCACGACGAUCACAGACCGUAGCAACAGACAUCUAGUGAACCAUCAUGGCAGGCAUUUCAAACAACGUUCCAGACGUCUGUCCAAUCCGACAGAUGGAUGACAUUACCAGGCUUCACCGCUUCUUGUGCAUGGGGGCUGAAUGUGGAACGUAUUACCCUGGUGAGCGACCUCUGAUGAAAGAUCAUGCUGACUGUAUCGCACGUCUAAUUACGGAAGGUCAUGGAGAAUUUGUUGUGAAAGAAAUCCUACGAUUUAGCUCACAAGAGCUCUCCAUCAAGGAACGACCAGUUAUCUUUGCGUUGGCGCUGUGUGCUAGGAACGAUGACCCUGCAGAUAAAAAGGAUCAUAAGACUAAAAUGGCUGCGUACGCUGCCUUGGCUGAUAUUUGUCGAUUGCCACCGCAGUUAUUUGCAUUUGUAGACUUUGCCCAGGCCAAUAGUGGUAAAACAACAGGCUGGGGUCGUGCCCAGCGAAAGGCUUUGAAUAAUUGGUAUCGUAAAAAAACGCCAAGGGAUCUAGCAGUUCUGGUGACAAAGUAUAUCCAGCGCGGUGGGUGGACACAUGUUGAUAUCUUCAGAUUAGCUCAUGUCAAGCCUGUUAAUGAAGCAAUGACAGCCAUAAUGAAAUUUGCUGUAAAAGGCCUUGAUGCCGUUAAGAAAGAUUAUGAGAAGGACGGCCUGUCUGAUGACAUGAAAUGUAUCCUGAGAUUCCUGGAGGCGGUUCAUACAGUCAAACAUUCGAAUGACGAACACCAGAUCGCCCGAUUGAUAGAGGAGUACCACUUGACACCAGAAUAUGUACCAACACAAUUCAGUAAAUCACAAGAGAUUUGGUACGCCCUCCUCCAUGAGCUGCCAGUUAAGGACAUGAUCCGUUUAUUAGGUCGAAUGUCCGCAAUUGGUCUCCUCGAACCCCUCAGCAAUCCUGCCAAACUAGUUAUUGAUAAGUUGUCCAGUGAGCAAACGAUACAAUCUGAAAAGAUACACCCUAUAGAAUUCCUGAUAGCCAUGAAAAUAUAUGAAGGAGGCAAGGGAGAUAAAGGCAAAGUGAAGUGGUUCCCUAAUGGUAAUGUCAUCGAUGCGCUCAACAGGGCUUUCCUCAAUUCCUAUAAGUUCAUCCAACCCACAAACUCGCGCUAUCUAUUGGCGGUUGAUGUAAGUGGUUCCAUGGCGUACGGCAAUGUCAACGGUUGCCAAGGAGUGUCGCCAGCCGUUGCAGCAGCUGCCAUGGCAAUGCUUAUCGCUAGGACAGAAAAGGAAUAUCAGAUGGUUGCGUUCUCAACCGGGAUCACGCCAGUCCAGCUUAAUGCACAAAUGGACCUGUUACAUGUGUGUAAAAUAAUAGCAGAGCUGCCAUCCGGCGGGACUGACUGCGCUAUUCCAAUACUGUGGGCAAUGGAGAAUAAACGUGCCGUAGAUGUAUUUAUGGUGAUCACCGAUUGUGAGACUCUGUCUGCAGGCAUUCCUCCGUCUGAUGCUCUCAAGAAAUACAGACAGCUGAUGGGUCUGCCUAAUACAAGAAUGGUAGUGUGUGCACUGACGAGCAAUGGCUUUACCCUGGCAGAUCCGUCAGAAAACGGUAUGCUUGACAUCGCUGGUUUUGAUGCCGGAGUUCCACUUCUAAUCAAUAACUUUGUCAAAGGGAUCAUAUAAAAUUUGAAAUUCAAGUGACAGAGAUAUUUUUGCUUGACAAAUCAUUGCAGUGGCCCGCUGAGUGACACAUUAUAUCAUGGCGUCCAAUUUUUUCUACUGUGCUUGUUGAAAUUAGCUUCGCAGGGAGAUAAUUUGUGCUGAAUUGAAGACUGAGAAGCUAGUUUUGGGGUAGAUUUUCUCAUAAUGCAAUGGUAACUUUGCUAGUCGUAUGGAUGUCUGCCAAGCAGAUUGGGACACUGAUGUGUGCUGUAGUUGCUGCCGAACAAACUGUUUCGAGAGGAUCCAGUUUUGAAUGACUACCUAGUGAAAAAUAAUGGAGAUUUGUCAAAAGAUUGUGUAACUCUAACAGUAUAACUUAUGAUGUCAGAGAUUUUUGCAAAUGUUUAAGUUUAGCUAUAAGUAUUUUUGUCAGUUUCUGUCGAGGUUUUGAGACUGUGGCUGUGUUUGUUAAAGCUUGACUGACGAAAAUAUUUUGCGCAUGCACAAGGAUCGGAAUGUUGAAGUUUGCGAGUUGAUUUUUCAGAAUGAGGAAAAACUUUGGGCAAGGGAUAUGUGGUGUGUUUUAGGUCGAGUAUUUAUGAAAGAUCUUGUUAAACGUUUCCAUGAUGAUUUUACCCUGGUGUGUAUAUUUUGUCCUUGGUGACAGCAAUGCAUCAGUAUUUUACAACAUGUUCAUCGCAUUAUCAGAUGUUGAGUGGCUGACGUUCAGAAUUUGUUUAUGGAUGUUUUAACUGUAUUGUCCUGUAAUAAUGUAUUUUAUUUUAUACUUUUGUGUAAACCUCAGUUUCAUGUUAAACAUGCAGAGUAUAAGAAUCAAAUGAGAUAUGAAAUAAUCGCCAUAAUAUGAUACUAUGAUGUUCAAUCUGAGUGUAAUAAGAUGGUAAUUUGGUGUAAGUAAUUGGUUUUCCCCCUACACAUUUUAGUGUUAGGGGCAGGAAAAGAUACACGGAUCACAGUCCUAGAAUAAACGUUUACGUGCUGCAUGGUGGUCAUGUUUUCAAGGGAGACUCCUCCACUCCUCUGGUGUAUGAAAUUACAAUUUCUGAGGUUUUUCAAAUGGUUUUUCCCACUCUGGGGUAGAAGGCAGUACUUGACAGUAAAUUGAGCAAUUUUGAAAAAGAAUUAUUGAUGAAUUUUACACUUUUGUUAUGAUAUCUGUUUUUUGGGUAUGUAUUUAUUGAAACUAAUUUUUGUUCUUUUUAUACUGAGACAAGUUAUACAGUUGAAAAGUGAAAGUGUGAAGAAGGUUUACCUUUUAUUAUUUGCCAGUGAUCCCCGCAUUUAUCUCUGAAGGACAAAACAAACGAUUGUCAACAUACCCGCCUGGAAUCCAGAAAGGAAUGGUCCCAUUAUAUAACUUUAGAUGCUUGUCCACCAUGAUGUGUUGUCAUUUUGGUGCACGUACAAAAAAUCAUUUUCAAUCAUUUUCAAUGUUAGAAUUUUAGACAUUAUUUUGCAAUGAAAUUGUUCAUGUUUGCCCUGUACAGGUAGGCCUUUUGCUUGCAUUGUCAGAAAUCACAUAGUUAAAUUUGUGCACCCAAUGAUAUUUAGAUUGAUAAAUGAAAUUUUGUUACAUGUAUAAGAAUCACAUUGGUUCAUCACAUUGAAUAGUUCUGGACCACAUACGACUCCCCAAAGUUCUUAGUCUGUUGUGGCAGGGUUGACAUUGAGGUGGGAAAGGCCAAGGUUCUGUUGUGGCAGAGUUGAAAUGAAUGAGUGAAAGGCACUUAGCUUCCUAUUGCCCCUCAAUUUCAUCUGCCACAGUCGUGCCCAGUAAGUCUCUUGUAGCCGGUAUUAACCAGCUAAUUCAAUUCAGUGAACCAGUGUGAGGAUAUUCUUCAAGAAGAUUCAGCAUAAAAAUGUAUAAACGCGAAAAUACUGUGAGAUAGAACAGACACCAAUUGGCAACUUUGUACAACAAAAUUUGGCCCACCUGUAUUCUACCGAUAGUCUGCAUUUACAGAGAAAAAGCAGUUUAUAGUUUAUAGUCAGUGUGGCAGUACCUAUUUCUGGUAUCGUUCAUGUACCCAGUCGUACUCCCAGUUCCCUGACAUGUUGGUACUUGCACAAAAUCAUUAUAAAGCAAUCAAUGAUGUAGUGCGAUGAGAACAGAAUAAAACCUCUCAUAUACAUUA